This is a messenger RNA of Leishmania braziliensis MHOM/BR/75/M2904, 330 nucleotides long. RefSeq lists its product as hypothetical. The record is from RefSeq and is a predicted model, not a curated record. The coding region runs from base 1 to 330 and encodes 109 amino acids. Lineage: Eukaryota; Euglenozoa; Kinetoplastea; Trypanosomatida; Trypanosomatidae. The transcript has a single exon.
AUGCGCCGGACUGUGCGUGUCCUCUACAACUCGUUCGAGCGCGGAUGGAAGGACAAGACUGUCUACCCGCUUGACCGCCGUGGCCGCUUUAACCUGGAUGAGGCCGCCGCGGAGCUGGAGCUGGAUGAGGCGUACGUCGCCUCUCUCUACAAGCCGUUGCACUACACGUAUUCAAUGAAGGGGCAGCGCUAUCCAGCGGAGCAGGGCCGCACCAGCCGUCCUGGAUCGUUGGCAGCCUCGCGGGAUCGCAUGUUUCCCUUGUACCGGCGAAACUACAAGCUGGACCGAGAGCUGCGAGUUCUAGACCACCGACGCAUCUCAACGGCCUAG